Messenger RNA from Pyricularia oryzae 70-15, 2504 nucleotides. RefSeq lists its product as uncharacterized. NCBI's taxonomy places the organism in Eukaryota, Fungi, Ascomycota, Sordariomycetes, Magnaporthales, Pyriculariaceae. The transcript has a single exon. The coding region runs from base 378 to 1688 and encodes 436 amino acids. The record is from RefSeq and is a predicted model, not a curated record.
AAAAAAAAAAAAAAAAGGUCUCAAAGGCGUCUUUGAGAAGUCAGACCUGACUGGUCCGUAGCGGCGUUCGUGAAGUUUAGUGGCCCUCCCAUAUCCAUCUAUCUGCCCUGACUGCUUGCUACUGGACUGGCGGAUGCGCAGGGGUAAACGUGGAUCGGCUGCUUUGAUUUGAACCCUUUUGCCAGUUAGCAGACCAAACUCCGCCAACCUCCUGUCAGCCCCUUGUCCUGGCCAAUCACACCGAAUUUCUCCAAACUUCUUCAAGUCCGCCUUUUUGCUGCCCGGGAGCUUCUCUUAAACGGCCUGAUUCCCACCGAUUUGGCGUUCAGUCUGCUUCGUUGUCAAAUUUCUUCUGUCCCAAUGCUCUACAGUUCGGUAUGGACUCUCUCCCCGUGGAGCUUGUAAGGCUCAUUUUCCAGUUUUGCGACCCCGAUGCCGUCAAGGCUCUUCGCGAAUGCUCUCCCAAACUAGCGGAGCUUGGCUACGAAUACCUCGUGCCCCCCGUUUUCCGCUCUUUCUCAUGGCGGGAUGAUGUCAAACGCCUCCAUGCCAUUUCAGGCCACGACCGGCUCAGGGGGGCUAUCCGAGAAGUCUUGAUUGACUUUUCUCAUCCUUUCGAAAUUAGCGACUGUCAUGCUUCCUUCCUUCAAACCGAAGGCGACGACGAACCCGAUACUAGUCUGCAGAGUGCAUGGGAACGAUACCGCCAGAUUGAGGCUCUCCGAAAGAGUGCUACUCCUUUCGACGCGCAGGUGGACCUGCUGAGCGAGGCAUUCUCGAGGCUGCCCAACCUUCAGGAUGUCAGAGUCACUUUUAAUAAAACCACUCCAGAUGCUGAGCUCCUGAGCUGUGCCUUGGGACUUCCCAUCAACCGCAAACUUGAUCGCAAACAGGCUUGUUCAAACCUCAAUGCAUUGAUAUCUGCAGCCUCCCAGGCCCAUGUAUCGUCACUUGAGAUCGACCGACUACCCAUGGAGCUCUUCAAGGUUCCUCAACACCGUCAACAUUGGUUCCGGAACUCCCCCGCAGUUCUAGCCAAUCUCACUCGCCUCGAUGUCAUAGUCGAUCCUUCCGAGGUGAUGUUGCCCUCUGCCAAGUUUCGCGCUAUCAACGGCUUCGGGCACUUUUUGCAAUUUGCGACCAAUCUGGAGCAACUCAGCUUGGGAUUUCACAAUUUCGCCAGCCCCCAGUACAAGUUUGCCAUCUGGUUUCAAGAGUUGGUUGGCAGUAGCUUUGCUUUCAAGAAACUGACCGACCUCAAGCUGGAGGGACUGUCUUGCGAUGAGAGCGAUCUCCGCAGGUUCCUGGAGAGGCAUGGAUCUACCCUCAAGCGCCUGCGCCUCGGUGGUGACUGGGCUUCCAAACCCGGUGGACCCGUGGUGGGUGGCAUUCAACUUGGUCGGGGCACUUUCCGAUCACUGUUUACCUCCCUUCAGAACCGACUCCCACACCUUGAAAGAGUGCAUCUUAGUGGACACUUCGAAUGUGGCAUGCUCGACCCAAACUCCCACGAGAAGUACAUCUUCAACCCUAUCCUGAGGGACGACGGUGAAGAUGGCUCUGACGAGGAGCGUGGCAGGACUCUGUACAACAGUGCAGAUGAUGGCCUAGAGUUCGAGAGGUAUCUCUUGCGUGGCGGAGAGUACCCAGGAACUCCAGCACGCUCGCCCAGCCCACAGAGCGCCUAAUGCCCAUGCAUGGACCCUGCUGAGCUGAACUUGGACCUUGUCCCCAUGCGCUGUCUUGUCUGUCACCAAAGCCUUGCGUGUAGGGGGGACAGGGCCCACGUGCCAUACAACAACAGCCGUGCCAAGGCUACGACAAAAAAAACCUGACAUUUCCAACUUGCCAUGCGAUAUACUGUAGCUGCUUGGCUGGCUUGUUCACGACUUACGACAUAAUAUUACUACAAGUUAGACAACAUUGGAUGAGACCUCCUCCGGCAGGGGCAGUCAGUCUCCUACCGUGAUAUUUUUUACACAUUGCCUAGAGGAUACUUCGCAAAGCUGCUCACGCAGUACAUAAGCAUUGUUUGGUGGGCAACGAUGCCCCGGUGUUGGUUUCUUUGCUUCUUACUUUUUUUUUCUUUCUCUUUUUUUGCGCUUUCGCUUUUCUUUCAGUAUUCUGGUGUGUAUUUUUCCCCUUGGGCUCUCUUUGGCGCAUGAAUAUACGAAUGAUUGAUGAUUGGGAUUCAUUUGAGCAAAAUGUAUGUGAACUGAACUGGAAGUCUCGGGAUAUGCCUCUUUGGGCUGGCGCGUUACAUCACAAUUAUGCAUUUCCGAUCCGCUCCAUGAUGACGGGGAGCAUAUCUUUGGCCCCAUUUCCCUGCAUUUCGUCUCCAUCACAGGGCUGCAUUUUUGGGCAAGUGGGAAAGAAAAAAACACAAAAAAAACCUGGCGGGAUGCCAAGGAAAUUGGAGGUAGCUUUACCAGAGAAGGAUUAUACAGGGCAAAUAUUUGGGGUUUUGUAUAGAAAUGUAGAACAAUAGUACCGGUAUUCGGCAA